AAAUCGUUGCCGUCAAUCAGUCUCUUGCACGUUUUGGUGGAGCUAUGAAACCAGGAGCAUACCUUGUGGAUGCUUAUUCAAUCUUGCGCUUCGUCCCAGGAUACCUGAGUCAGCUGGUGGACGCGGUGCGAAGACAGAUACGUUCGCGCGGAAGUCCAAGUCACUUCCGCACACCUAACGGAGUCUGGCACUAACCCAAAGCUUCAACGUUGGCUGCGAAUGCAUGGACUCCGUCCCGCAUCUUUCGCAUUAUGUUUGAUGCACGAAUGCAAACCCUUGUUUUACUGAUUCAUUGUGCCCCAGUACCGCACGUGUCUUCAGCUUCCUGCCUCAAACCGCUGGUGACCAACGUACUCCAGCAAACAAGUCUCCGUGCGCCUGCAACCACAGUGAAAUUGGCCCUGCCAGGUCACACGGUCACCUAUCCUAUCACUAGACUCUAUUUCCUCGCCCCCGACUGUCUAUUCGGUGCGUCGAUCGAGCUGUGAUUCGCGAUUUGCUGUUAGAGACCGUUUGUUUGUAAGGAUGGACCUGCACGGGAACAA
Molecule: messenger RNA, 545 nt
Organism: Suillus plorans
Lineage: Eukaryota; Fungi; Basidiomycota; Agaricomycetes; Boletales; Suillaceae
Exons: 4
Coding region: 252-488 (78 amino acids)
Source: RefSeq, a predicted model, not a curated record